Lactuca saligna is the source of this 1802-nucleotide messenger RNA. NCBI's taxonomy places the organism in Eukaryota, Viridiplantae, Streptophyta, Magnoliopsida, Asterales, Asteraceae. The record is from the annotation of a GenBank genome assembly.
GAAGAGAGUUGAAUAUAUAAACCCCUCGGCGACACAUUCCUGAUUCCUCUCUCAUAAGUUAAGCGCCAAAAAGCAACCAUGAAGCCUGUCGCUUCACGUUUCUUCUUCCCAUUUCUUCUCCAAAUUUCAGUUCUCAUUCUUCGAAUUUCUCUCUGUAAUUCGAGCUAUCUAAUCUAUGGCGAAGCGCUCUCUAAAUCAAUCCUGUUUUUCGAAGGCCAGCGCUCCGGUUACCUCCCCAACGACCAGAGAAUGAACUGGCGGGGGCAUUCUGGACUCGGAGACGGUUCAACCGUCAAUGCCGACCUCACCGGCGGGUACUACGACGCCGGAGAUAACGUGAAGUUUGGUUUUCCGAUGGCGUUCACGACGACGAUGCUGGCGUGGAGUGUGAUUGAAUUUGGAGAGAUGAUGCCGCCGACGGAGUUAAGGAAUGCGUUGGUGGCGAUUAGGUGGUCCACUGAUUAUUUGCUGAAGACGGUGGCGCAACCGGAUCGGAUUGUUGUUCAGAUAGGUGAGCCGAUGAAUGACCAUAACUGUUGGGAAAGGCCAGAGGACAUGGACACGGCUCGAACCGUGUACACCGUGAGUGCACCGAACCCAGCCUCAGAUGUAGCCGGGGAGACCGCAGCGGCUCUAGCCGCUUCAUCCAUGGCUUUCCGGUCUUCUGAUCCAGGCUAUUCAGACACACUUUUAAGAACAGCCACAAGAGUUUUUGAAUUUGCCGAUACUUACAGAGGAGCUUACAGUGAUAAUUCAGACAUUAGGGAAGCUGCUUGCCCUUAUUACUGUGAUUUUGAUGGUUAUCAGGAUGAGUUAUUAUGGGGAGCGGCAUGGUUAAGAAGAGCAUCUAGAGUUGAAAACUACUUGGAUUACAUACAAAACAAUGGUAAAACACUUGGUGCUGAUGAAAAUAUUAAUGAGUUUGGAUGGGACAAUAAACACGCUGGCCUAAAUGUUCUUGUUUCCAAGGAAGUUGUGGAAGACAAUUUGUAUAACCUCCAAUCAUACAAAGCAUCUGCGGAUAGCUUCAUGUGCACGUUGAUACCCGACUCGUCUUACUCUCACAUGGAAUACACUCCGGGAGGCUUAAUCUUCCGACCCGGUGGAAGCAAUUUACAACAUUCAACCACAAUCACAUUCUUACUGUUAGUUUACGCAAAAUACCUACAACAAUCAUCAACAUCAAUAAAUUGUGGUUCCGUAAGUGUGGGGCCCACAUUCCUUCGCCAGAUGGCCAAACGCCAGGUGGAUUACAUCCUCGGGGAAAACCCUAACGGAAUGUCGUAUAUGGUCGGGUAUAGUGAUAGGUACCCGCAACGGAUUCAUCACCGCGGGUCGUCCCUGCCGUCUGUUAGGGACCACCCGCAGUUCAUUGGGUGUAAAGAAGGAUCGGUUUAUUUUAACUCGUCGGGCCCGAAUCCCAAUGUUUUGGUUGGAGCUGUGGUGGGUGGGCCCGGUGAGGAUGAUGUGUAUGAUGAUGAUAGGGCGGAUUUUAGAAAAUCCGAGCCUACGACUUACAUUAAUGCACCGUUUGUUGGUGUGUUGGCGUAUUUUUCGGCUAACCCUAACCCUAGUUAGUGGAUUGAGAGUUUUGAUUGGUAUGGAGUAUAUUGAUGUUUUGGGUUUUAGGGAAGAAAGUCUCUCAUCUUGUGCUAAGCCAAGAAGGAAGAGAUAGGUUUGAACAUGUUUUUAAGUACAAUGUUUGGGUGGUAAUUUUAUUUGAAGUUAAAUGGUUGUUUAUGCAAUUGAUGUUUAUAUAUGUUUUUAGUUUAUGUAACAAAAGAGUAAUACUUAAAUGAAAU